This is a messenger RNA of Closterium sp. NIES-65, 643 nucleotides long. The record is from the annotation of a GenBank genome assembly. NCBI's taxonomy places the organism in Eukaryota, Viridiplantae, Streptophyta, Zygnematophyceae, Desmidiales, Closteriaceae.
CGUGUCUCCCGCAGCAGUCGCAAGCAGCAGCGAGCGUAUCGGUCCUAGUGCCGAUUGGCACGACGAUGGCGAUCUACGGGCGCGGAAUAACCUUCUUGUCGCACCGAUGUGUCACCUUUCAUGCCAUGUCGCCUUCUCAGACGACGCGGGUGGUGGUGCAGUGGAAACAAGCAAGCAUGUCUGGCAAGGCUGUGUGCCGCGCGAUCCGGUUCUUCCAGGAUCCCGCGUGCAAAAGACAAAGGACAGAAGUUUUCGCGAAUGGCCAACAGAGUGAGAAGCGCAUCUCCGGUGCACCGAGGUCCGCCCUCUGCCUCAUAGACAACAUGUGUCUGUAUGCGCGCUGCCCUGCCGGCUCUGACACAUGCACCCCACCCACGGACGACCGCACGGCAGUGACGUGCGCGUGCAAGAAAGGCUACAGCGCGGUCAACAACAAAUGCCAGCCUCCCAAACCCUCGUGCCUCACUGCAGGCUGCCCUGCCAACUCCGAGUGUGCCAAACGCACCAGUGGCACUGGAAUGGAGUGCAAGUGUAAGUCGGGCUACAAUGCAGUCGGUGCCACCUGUGUGCCAGCAGCAAAACCCGGCACCACCACAACCCCGUCCGGCACCACCACAACCCCGUCCGGCACCACCACAACCCC